AUGGCGCAGGACUUGAAGAGCUGGCGGCAGCAGCCCCAACGCGCCACGCGUGUGCUGACAGAAGCCUCCAGCGCUGCAGAUGCCACAGCACUGCUAAAGCAGAUGCAUGCUGCAGAGGUGGAGAUCAACGCCUUUCACUACUGCGCCACCAUGAGCGUGUGCACGAAGACUUCCCAGUGGCCCUGGGCCUUGCAGCAUUUCUCGCUGGGAGCCUCCAGCGAUGUGUUUUUGGCCAAUGCCGCGCUGAGCGCCUUCGCAGCCAGUGGCCGUUGGGCCGCCGCCCUGCAGUUGCUCAGCUCCUUGAAGACCGUGGUACGACUGGACAUCGUGAGUUUCAACGCUUUGGGAAGUUGUCACUGGCGCUGUGCCUUAGACCUGCCAGAUGGAGAUCUGACGCCCACGGCAGUAACCUUCAACUGCUCCAUGGCAGGUCAACGCUGGCCUUUGGCGCUGCAAACCUUUGGCGCGAUGUGUCGGCUGCGGUGCAGCAACGAAGCGACGCCCACAACAGUCAUCAGCAGCUUUCAUGCAGACGAAGCAGCCAACAUGGAAAAAAUGCCGCCCGGCCACAGGCAAGCCUGGCAAGCGGCAUUUUGCCGAACUUGGCUGCCUGAUUGGAUGAAAGGUUACAACGCUGCUUUGAGCCUUUGUGAAACCUGGCGCCGUUGGGAUUUGGCUAUCGCCUUGCUGCAUCCCAUGGCGGAUGUGGUGAGUUUCAGCAGUGUCAUCAGCACGUGUGAGAAGGCUGGGCGCUGGCAGCUGACCUUGCUGAUUUUGGACAUGAUGAGAUGCCAAAAGGUCAGAGCCAACAACUUCAGCUACAAUGCGGCUGCGCUGCAACUCAAUCCCUUGGCUCAGCUGGAACUGCAUAGAUCCAAACGGCGCCAUGGCCUACGUGGACCUGAGUGUCCCAACUGCAGCAUUCACCCAGCCAUACAAAGAAGCCCUGAAGGAGCGGGGAGAUUCGGGCGCCUCUGCCCAUAUGCGGAUGCGAAUAAGGAGCGAGUCACCGCAUUCACGCUAGAAGAGCUCGACCGUGCACUGCCACCUCCGCCCGUGCAGUACCAAGUUAUUUGCCUCAACAGUCAAGAUGGCGCCAUUGUGGGCAGCAGCAUGGCGGGCUCGGAGGUCUUUGUGAUUGAGAAACAUCGCAUUGACAGCAGCCUCACGGCUGCCAAGCUGCUGGAGCUCAUCGCAGAGAUCUUGUGUCAAGACAUCGGCAACUUGACGCUUCUGCGCGGGGACCAUGCACUUGCCAACAAAGCUUGCAUCGCGCUUGAGGAGGUGAGCUCCGUCACCUUACGCGAAGCCCUGCAGUGCGAUGCACCUCUGCUGUGUCGCCUGCUGCCGCCCAACGCCUUGCGCCGGGUCGAACCACGCCUAGGAGAAGGCAGCGUCGAGAUCGAUUAUGAGCGACUGCCCAAGGAUGAAACCAUCCAAUCCAUCAAGGAGGAGCGUCGCUAUGUCACCCGUACGGAAGACUGCUGGAUGGUGUACACCAGCAAAGAGGUGAUUUCCUACCGGGUGUGCCGUAAUGGCCGCAACGAGAUCCUGAAGCCCAUUGGUUACUUUCCAGCUGCACCGUGCUGGAGAUUGCCGGUGGGAACUCGUCGCUGGGGCAGCUGCGACGUUUGGAGCACUCAGCUGGAGCUGCCCGUCCGACAACUCCUGGACCAGCAUGCAGCAAAGACCAACGACCGGCCCAUUCCAAGAUAUCAAAUGAUCGUGGAUCCCAACCAAUUUGUGGAUGAAACCGAUGCCGGACCUGUUUGGGUCCCCUGCGAGUUCGACGUAUGGAGCACACAGCGGGUGACACUGGUUGGAGGCGAUCGAAGUCAUCUUGAGCCGCACCUGGCGGAGGAGGUGGCCCGACCGGUCCUGGCCGCUGCCCUGCCAUUGUUGGCCAAGUUGCGGCGUCCGCAGCUGCUGCUGGAGGAUCGACGGCUGCAGGUGGUCUUCAAGGCCCAGCGCAUCAUUGUCCCGGGUUCCACGGGUUCUGGCUCUGACUCGGAGUACGUGGGUUUGUGGCAUGUGGAUGGUCACAGGGAGCACGUGGCUGCCGUGGUCCUGUACUACUACCACGUGGAUAAAUCGUUGCAUGGUGGAGAUAUGGAGUUCUGUGGCCGUGAACCCAUGGACAUUUUGGGUUGGGGCGACUGCAGCAACAACUACCGAUCCUUCGGCCGCGAGUCGCUGCGUAGCGCCCUGCGGGGUGACGCGCGCGACCCUCCGAAGCUGGCCAACUGCCGAGUGCCCAUCAGUGAAGGCACCUUAUUGGUUUUCUCUAACUGCCAAAUGGCCCACCGUGUGCUGCGCAUGUGGAACGACAGUGGUCGUGAAGCCUCCCGCGAUUUCGUGGCUCUUUUCAUUCUGGAUCCAGCCUUUCCUCCCUUGAAACCUGCACAACAAGUCCUGAGCAAAGGCUAUGCCACAGCUCGUGCAUUGAGACUCGGGGGCUUGAAACCAGCACCAGUUCAACUUAUCCAGGAGUUCCUGGGUCAUCUUCCCAGCCUUCGGGCCCGGAGACGUCGACGUGUGGAGAUGUUGAAGGAACAGCUGGAGCCCAGCGGCGAAGUCUGCGGCGGCUCACAGGUGAGGGCCACUGGCAACGGCUGCUACACCAUGGUCGGAUGGCUCCAUAAACUGCUGGACGCCAACGAAGAUUUUAGUCGGUUCGAUGACUGGGACGGGGAGAAGUAUAUCAAAGGCCUCAACGUGUCCCCGAGCUGCGACCGUGGCAUGUCCGAAGUGUUUUCCUUGGAAACGGGCGAGUUGGAAUGGAGACUUGAAUGGCAAGAGACACUGCAUCAGGAAGCCAUGAGUGCAUGCGGCAAACACAGUGCCUGGUCCAAAGCCUUGGAACUCUUCGAGGAAAUGAUCCGCUUUCAGAUCCAAGAGGAUGUGGUCAGCUACAAUGCCCUGCUUGAAGCUCUGGUCGAGGGCCAGACUGAUGGCAGACUUGAAGGACCUUCAGUGGCUUUGUUGCUGACAUCCAUGACUGAGGCGCUGGUGCUGCCGAAUCUCGUCACCUACAGCACUGCUCUGAUGGGCUUCGAGAAGGAUGGCCGCUGGGAAGAGGGGCUGCACCUGCUGCGGCUGAUGCGGAUGAAGCUGAUUGAACUUGACAUCAUCAGCUACAACUCAGCGAUGAGCGCCUGCAAGGUAGCAAGCCAGUGGCAAACGGCUUGGCAGUUGCUGAGAUCCAUCGCCACCACAGCUACCAGCGCUACCAGCAUCAGCUUCUGCACUCUGUGUGCUGCCUGCGAGCGCCAGUGGCGGUUCUCCAUUGAAGCCCUGCACUGGGCAGAGGAUACCACCGGGGCCACGGUUCCAAUGGCAGCCUCUGCGCUGUUGGCUUGUGAGCGUGCCGCCGUGGUGCAGCCAACUGUGGCCUUGAUCCACUCACUCGGCCAGGAUGCGCUUCAAGACUUUCCCCAUGCUGGCAUGAAGGUCACCCUGCAAACCUAG
This is a messenger RNA of Cladocopium goreaui, 3468 nucleotides long. The record is from the annotation of a GenBank genome assembly. Lineage: Eukaryota; Dinophyceae; Suessiales; Symbiodiniaceae.